Molecule: messenger RNA, 7610 nt
Organism: Lepisosteus oculatus (spotted gar)
Lineage: Eukaryota; Metazoa; Chordata; Actinopteri; Semionotiformes; Lepisosteidae
Gene: gse1b
Product: Gse1 coiled-coil protein b
Source: RefSeq, a predicted model, not a curated record
GUUAAUAGGCGAAUGCAUAGUUUCAUUAAGAUUUUAUCGAAUCGCAUAUUUUGGUAGGUUGUGUAUUUUAAAAACACCCCCGACCUAACCUUAACGAACUGCAAUACAAAUAAACAGUUGAAAGUGGUUGAACUGAUGUCUUGGCAGUCCACGCUCGGCGCAGAACAGCUGGUGGUGAUUUUGUAGUGUUAGGAAAGGGCUGAGAUACUGGCGAGAGCAGCGCUGUGCGCUCUGUGAUCAGCGUGCUUUCUGGCUGUGCGGAGUUGCAUUGUGGGUCCCUGAAAUUGAUCCAGUAAAUUGGAGAUGGCGCUGUGUACAGUGUGAGCGAGUUAGCAGCCAAAGUUUGGAGAACACAGGAAAGUUAGCAGGAGGAAAGGCGAACUGCGAUUCAAAUUAGUUUUUUUUUCAAGUGGUAAAUCAAAUUUUGGAAACCGCUGUUCGGAGGACGGGAGCCGACAUGUAACUCCGCAUUUCGCGUUGGAAAUCGUGACUUUGUCUUUUGGACAAACGGCGUUUUCGUGAUAAAUCCUCUAACUGCAGGGAUACACUCUUGUGCUGUGAAACACUGCAUAUCAGUUCAAUGGGACUGUGCAUUAUGAUAACUGUAAGUAAAUACGAUUCAUAACUCCUUGGGGUCGCGGGAGCAUAGUUUGUUGUAAUAUGUGUAUUUACUUGUGGUCGAAUGAAAGAGCGGCUGAGGUAUUCCCUUGGAUGUAUAUGAAGCUAUGAACGACCCGCGGGAGAUGACACCGGUUUCCAGGAAGCACCGACUCAUGGCUGCAGUUCUGCCCGGAGAAGAGAGCGCCCUGGUCGGCAGCGGCUCCAGACCGGAUCGUAAUGGCAUAGGUUUGAUUUAUUGCUUUAUAUGUGGAGGGGGUGUUACUCCUGGAAAAGAACUCAAACUACAAGUUAAAUAUCAAAGAGAAAACUAUCCAUUUUUCCCAUUUUUGCAACACCAAGAGCCGGCGCCAGGGGCUGAAGAGGUUACACUGGAGGGAUGCGUCCUCGUCUGCGCCGUGUGUCAGAGUUUUCUAGGGGAGCAGUGGAACUCUUUCGAGAGAUCCAGGACCCCGAUAGAGAAACGCAUGUACUGGCUGAAAAGACCGUAUCAGUGCGACUCCAGACGGAUACCGCAGGAAUGGAACAUCUCGUACGAUUUGGAAAGGAGGAUCAGCGUGAGUAGCCAAAAUUUUGACGCACCUGAAUCCGACUUGUCAUCUCUGUCUGAAAACGAAAAUAUGUCAGAUCAGGAAUUUGACUUUGGAGACCGACCGGGCUUGAUCAAAGAGAAGUGUUUACGAAUGUCCACCAGCAGCAAGACGCCUAAAGAAGGGGCUGCGAGAAGUAACGACGGCAGAGGCAGCCCUGAUGUCCAGCUGGGAAGCCGGUUCGCUCUCAGCAGUUACGCCGGGCAGGACGCACAGAAACCGGAUAGUGGCCUUCUGCCUAGGCGCUCUGCGCAGAUUGGGAAUCACGCGGCUCAGCCUUCAGUGUCCCUGGCCCAGUUCCCGGAGGUGCUGCCACAGCGGUGCUACAGCACCCCUUCUGUCGAGACACCUGUGCAAGACAACGGAAUCAUUAUACGCACCAAGCGGCGGCUACCAGAGGAGAAUGCCAAACAUCCCGACCAGCGCCAGCGCACUGGCGACGGCAGCUGUAAUUCUCGGCACUCUCUGGUUCCGCUACACAGAAGUCACAAAGCAGCAGAUGUUGGCGAUGCAGCGGCGGCGCUGUCACCUGUCGGCGCCUCCAGCACUCCAGACCGCGACUUUGUCGACGUCCAGAAGGGGGACGAGCCGCGCCGGGCAAAUGACAGCGGCAGCAACAGUGAUGCCGCUGGCGGCCGCUCCGACUCGGACAGCAAUGAGAUAAACAUAACAAGUGACGACGACCGCGAAGUAUUCGAUCUCGGCAGGGAGCGUGUUCGGGCGCUAAACAGACAGAAAAGAGAGUCUGGGAGUGUAAUCGCGAAGCCCCAGAGCAGUACAGCGGCGGAGGAGAGUGCCUGCUACAUCUGCGGAAGCAAACUGUCCCCAGCCAACCAGUACCGAGUGUAUGUGCAGAAACAAGAGAGAACCUCAAACGAGCCCUUUUUCCCUUUCCUGUGGCUCCACAGCCCCCCCCCAGGAGCCGUGGCCCUCAGCCCCGCAGGGUGCACCCUAGUCUGUGCCUGUUGCCACUCCUCGCUCAUGCAGCAGUGGCAGGGCUUCGAGCUGGCCAGCGUGCCCGUGCUCCAGCGCCUGUAUGUUGUGCCCCUCAACCCGGGCGUCUCAGGCCAGGAGCCCCGGCCCCCCGAGAGCUGCAAGCCGGAGCCGGUCAGAGAGGCCUGCUUCCUCUGCGGCCAGGACUGCAGCGAAGACGUUAAGGUGAUCUGUGCCAAGGUGGGGGCGGGCAGUUCCACAAGCACGAUGCACUUCCCCUUCAUUAAUCUGCUCCCUUGCCCCCCGAAAGCCAGGGGGGUUAAGAAUGGCAAAGUGCACUGCUGCCAGACGUGCUACACCAUCCUGGAGGAUAUCUGGGCGGCCUAUCGGCUGUGCCUUAGCGAGGAGCUCAUCACGUCAGUCAGCACCUUCCUGGGGAGGUACCACCAGGCCGUGACGGGAGCCGCCAUCCAGGCCAGCUCCUUCGGGCACCCCGCGCCCCGGAGGGGGCACACCGCCGUGUGCUACCUGUGCGGGGCGGAGCUGGCAGCGGGCGUGGAGUUCCAGCUGCACGUGAACCCGCCGGGCCGCUGCGGGGAGAGGGAGCCCUUCUUCCCCUUCCUGACCGUGCAGCCGCCCGCCCCCCGCGCCAGGCCCGCGGACUCCACGGGCCUGGUCUCCACCUGCCUGCUGUGUUACCACGACCUGCUGGGCCAGUGGGUCCAGCACGAGCGGCGGGCCGGCCAGCCCGCCAGCAGCCCCUGGUCGCGGCAGUACAGCUGCGAGACCUUCGUGUGCUUCUUCUGCAGGCAGGAGAAGAGGCGCUGCCUGGGCCUGAAGAUGGUGCACGUGGCCCGGCUGCCCGUGUUCCUGUAUGCCCCCAGGGUCAGCAACACUCUUGUGGUGGACGAUGGGAAGAAGCUGACAAUCGGAUCUUGUGUGGAAUGUAAAUCUAUGGUGUUGGCUGGUCAGAAUAUGAAGCAAAACUGCUUAUUGGACAGUGCAUCGCCUCCCAUUAAACACAAGACUUCACCUUCUGGCCUUGAAGCCGCUGCAGGGAGUAGGACGGGCCCCGAGCUGGUCCUGCGUCAGGCGGCGGGAGAGGCGUGUGAAGCAGGGAGCGCAGUGGAGCCCGGAGUCAGUGCAGCCCCUUGUCUCCCCUGCGGUCUGGACCCAGACAGCGCCGACCACCAGCCUGCAAGCAUGAGCCAUGAGCCGAAGUCGCCUUCCCUAGGAAUGAUCUCGACCGCCACUCGGACCACUGCCACCGUGAGCCCCCUCACCCCGUCGCCCCUCAACGGCUCCAUCGUGCCCAAUGGCAGCCCGGCCGCCAACAGCAGCCUGUCCGUGCAGUCCGCGCACUCCGGCUUCGCCGCCGCGCUGCGCAAGCUGGCCAAGCAAGCGGAGGAGCCCCGAGGUUCGUCAAUUAGCAGUGAGUCUUCCCCAGUCUCGUCUCCAGCGACCAAUCACAGCUCUCCAGUCAGCACGCCCAAGCGGGGCCCCAUGGCUCCAAUUAUAGUGCCACCGGGAAGCCACAGUGUGCCAAGUACCCCGCCUGUGGUCACCAUCGCCCCUACGAAAACCGUCAACGGCCUGUGGAGGAGCGAGAGCCGGCAGGCCGAGUCCGGGCCGCGCGGAGUCAGCCGGGAAUCCGCCCUGCCGCAGGAGAAGGGAGGCCCCUCCGUGCCAGCGCACCUCAUCGGGAACCCUUACGCCUUCGGCCUCGCCCCCGGCUCUGUGGUGCAGGAUUCCCGAUUCCAGCCGCUGACGAGCCUCCCCCGGCAGGUGCACCAUGUGGUCCCUCCAGGCGGCGUCUCAGAGGAGUACCUGCGCAGCUUCAGGCCCUACCCCACCGCCGACGACCUGCGCAUGCCAUCGCUGCCCCCGCUGGGCCUGGACCCCGCCGCCGCCGCCGCCUACUACCACCCCAGCUACCUGCCCCACCCCUCCUUCUCGGCUUACAGGAUGGACGACUCGUUCUGCUUGUCGGCCCUGCGGUCUCCCUUUUACCCCCUCCACACCGCGGGCGCUCUGCCCCCCCUGCACCCCUCGGCGGUACACGUGCACCUGCCGGGAGUGAGGUACCCUGGGGAGCUGGCCCACUCCUCGAUCUCCGCGCUGCAGUCGGAGCGCAUCUCCGAGAGGCUGCAGAUGGAGGACGAGCUGCGCCAGCGGGAGCGCGAGAGGGAGCGGGAGCGCGAGAGGGAGCGCGAGCGCGAGAGGGAGCGCGAGGCCGAGCGGGAGAAGGAGAGAGAGAGGGAGCGCGAGAGGGAACGGGAGAAGGAGCUGGAGCGCGAGAGGGAGAGGGAGCGCGAGCGCGAGAGGGAGAAGGAGAGGGAGCGCGAGGCUGAGAGGCAGAAGGAGAGGGCGCGGGAGAAGGAGCUGCAGGCGUCCAAAGCCCUGGAGAAUCACUACCUGGCCGACCUGCACCUCCUGAGGGGACAGCCUGCCGAGGACCGCGCCAAGCCUGCGGAGAGGCUGACGCCCAGCCGGCCAGACAAAACCAAAGAGCCUGUUCUCCCUGCGCCGAAGCCAGUCCAGCCAGGCCUGCAUUCUGCCCCGGUGUCCUCGCCCCACCACGCAGUGCCCAGCCUCAUCUCUGCCCACGGGGGGUACCUGGGGCCAGGCGGUGGGCUGGGGGUGGGCAGCUCGGCCUCGGGGUCCCUGGCAGCCGCCAUGCUGCUGCAGCGCACCAACGAGGAGGAGAAGUGGCUGGCGCGCCAGAGGAAGCUGAGGCAGGAGAAGGAGGACAGGCAGUUCCAGGUGUCGGAGUUCCGGCAGCAGGUCCUGGAGCAGCACCUGGACAUCACCCGGCCCGCGGAGGGGGAGCCGCGUCUGGAGGGCCACCGGCCGAUCCCUAACCACCAUGAGCCAGGCAGCAGAGACGUGCUCCAACACCUGGGGGCGCCCCCCCCUCUGAUCUCCCCCAAACCCCAGCACCGAGAGCACCCUCCCCCGCCCGCCACCACCCUUUGGAACCCCGCGUCCCUCAUCGAGAGCCCGUCCGAGUCCAGGCGCAGCCACGAGCCCCCCCACUACAAGGCCGAGCGCACCUUCGGCUCCGACAGGCCGGAGGAGGCCGGCAGGAGGAGGGAGCCCCUGGACAAGUUCCCUCCUGCCCGGGCCGGCGGGAGCUUCCUGGAGCCCAGCACCUUCCUGGCGGAGCUGGAGAAGUCCACACAGACCAUCCUGAGCCAGCAGAGGGCCUCGCUGUCCCUGUCCCUGCCCAGCCCGUACGGCGACCUGGGCGCGGCCCUCAAGCCCAGCGGCCCCUGCAGGGGUGCGCCGGCGCCCCCCCGGGGCUCCGACCCCAUGCUGGUGUACGACGAGUUCCUGCAGCAGCACCGCCGGCUGGUCAGCAAGCUGGACCUGGAGGAGCGGCGGCGCCGGGAGGCCCGCGAGAAGGGCUAUUACUACGACUUGGACGACUCGUACGACGAGAGCGACGAGGAGGAGGUGCGGGCCCACCUGCGCCGCGUGGCCGAGCAGCCGCCGCUCAAGCUGGACGACUCGUCCGAGAAGACGGGGUUCCUGCGGCUGUUCGGCCUGACCACGCGCGCCCACCGGGAGCAGCUGCUGGAGCAGAAGAGGCAGAAGAGGAGGAGGAUGCUGAGGGAGCGCAGCCCCUCCCCGCCGGCCGUCCAGACCAAGCGGCAGACGCCCCCGCCCGCCCCCCUGAGCACCCGCUACACCCCCGAGCAAAUGAACAGCCUGCCCGAGCUGGAGGACAAGAAGAAGUUCCUCACCAUGUUCAGCCUCUCCCACGUCAACACCCAGCAGAGGAGAGACAAUGAAAAGGUGGUGGAGCUGCUGCAGGCUAUAAAGCAGAAGAGUGUGACACUGGAGACUGUAAGACAGCCCGCCCAGCCUCUGGGCAAGAGCCCAGCCACCCCUCCCACAGUGGAGACGAUGGCAGGCCUCCCUCCCGCAGACGUGGACAGGCCGCCCAGUGUCCGGCUUCCCUCCCCCCCUCUCCCGGACGCCCCGAAGGCUGUGGAGCGGCUGAAGCCCCCCGAAGCCCCGAGACCGAAGGAGCCUUCCUGCAGCGGGGACAAGGCCAGGCCGAGCGACGGCCACACUGCCAAGAGGAGCCCCAGCCUGCUGAACAGCAUGCGGCCCCCCCACGCCCACAAGGAGGGGCCCCAGUGCCGGAAUGGCAAGACCCGGCCCUGGGAGAGCGUCAGCGCCGAGGAGUUCGCCCAGCAGUUCCACGAGUCGGUGCUGCAGUCCACCCAGAAGGCCCUGCAGAAGCACAAAGGGGGCUUCACAGGGGCGGCGGAGCCGAACCACAAGCUGGACUCCCUGGUGCACUACAACAUUCCAGAGCUGCAGGCCUCCCGGCCAGCGCUGCCCCAGCACAACGGGCAGCACUGCGCCCCGCCGGCCCGCAGAGAGGAGGCCUCCGGCGAGGAGGGCUCGGAAGAGGAGGAGGAGGAGGAAGAGGAGGAGGAGGAGGAAGCUCCGGCCCCCCGGUGGCAGGGGAUCGAGGCGGUGUUUGAGGCCUACCAGGAGUACAUUGACGAGCAAAGUAUCGAGCGGCAGGUGCUGCAGACCCAGUGCAGGAGGCUGGAGGCUCACCACUAUAAUCUCAGUCUCACUGCGGAGCAGCUCUCGCACAGCAUGGGGGAGCUGAUGGCCCAGAAGCAGAAGCUGGCCUCCGAGCGCGAGAAGCUCCAGGCCGAGCUGGACCACUUCCGAAAGUGCCUUGCACUGCCACAGACGCACUGGUCUAGGGGUUACUUUAAGGGGUACCCCCCGAGGUGACAUCCCUACGCCCUCCCUGGUCCCCAGAGUAGCAAAACAGAGUCUAUUUUAUUACCUGGAUUAUUUAAGAAAGUCUCCACGAAAGAUGGACUGCAGCUACAGCAAGCCCUGAAUGUGCCAUGCAUUGGAAAGCCUACCCAGUGUGUCUGUCUUCAGCUCUGGGCGCAGGGAGGAGCAGACAGCUGGUAGCCAGGCCCGGGGAAGCCGUCUCCUGAUCCUGCUGGAAUCUCAGAGGGGCGGGCUGGCUCCCAGCGCUUGGAGCUCUCCACCCAACCGGAUACAAACGAUGCCCACUCCAUCCUUACGAUGCCAAUAAAACCCAGGCAGAAAUGAAAGGCUGGGGUCCUUUGAAAUUCUGAAAUGAAUUGCAUUGUCUUGCAACAUUAUAAUUUGGCACAGUACUAGUAAAAAAAGCAUUUUGUCACAUACAGCUGUGGACAUUUACUGUCCGCACUCCUGCACAAAUGUUGUCUGCUGCCCUCUGGUACAUACACGAGACACCCCUGUGGUUCUAAUGGGCUCUCAACUGGAAAUGCACUUAAAAAACCCUGAAGAACUCUCUCGAGGUACUGUGUUUCAAGGUAUUCCUUUUUUUUUGAUUGGGGAAGAACUUCCAUGCACAUUUUGGAAAGAUUGAAAAGGCAAUGUUUUAUUACAAAAUAGAAAUUUUGAAAUGAAAAGGUGCUUCAGCCUUGCAAUGUAAAU